Messenger RNA from Hydatigera taeniaeformis, 921 nucleotides. Lineage: Eukaryota; Metazoa; Platyhelminthes; Cestoda; Cyclophyllidea; Taeniidae. The record is from the annotation of a GenBank genome assembly.
AUCCCGUUACCACCCGAACCUAGUUCGGCUGUUGCGGUCAGUAGUGAGCAGGUUCACUCACCACUGGAUGAUGCAGUAGAUAACAAAGAGGAGCCACAAAAGGAGGCAGUAGAUGAGGAAAAAAAGGGUAGCAUUAGUGCCACGACCUCACCAACGACUACAGGACCGUGGACAACCAGUCGUUGGCAGGCGGAUGAUGAAUCAGAGAAGGAUGCUACAACUUCUGAGUUGAAUGCAUCAACUAAAAUCAGUUCUGUGAAGCUUGCACUUGGGAGCAGCUUGGAGACGAUGCCGGCUGUCCCUGUCUCCAUUGACAUGGAUAUGAGCGACAAUGAAUCAGCCCCGAAGGUCUCAACAAAUCCGCCAGUUAAUGAAUCAAAAGGUGGGAGUAAGGCACCUAUGCCUGAAGCACCCGUCGAUAGCAAAAUAUCAGCUCCAGUCCUAAACCGGCCGCAAAGUCGAAGUCAAGAGCGCUUUCUUCAUCUGCCUCCUCUUCAAGUAGUUCAUCUAGGAGCUCCUCGUCAAACGCUUCUAGCUUUCGAACCAGGAGCAGGUCCAGAUCAUUUCGCAGAAGAAGAUCAGGUCGACGCCGUGGACGAAGCAGAAGUACAGGUCGUUCACGUCCUCGUCGUCGCAGCAGCUUCAGUCGUCGGCGUGAUAAUUUCCGUUCUCGCUCCAGCAGCCGUCGUCAUCGCCGUCGCCGUAGCUCUCGUAGUCGUAAAAGCUCAUGGAGUAGAAGGUCGCGGUCCUACUCGGAUAGAUCGCGUCGUCGGCGGCACAGCUCUUCGUAUUCACGUCGACGUCGACGCUCGUACUCCUCGUAUUCCGGUUCAUCGCGCAGUUCAUACUCGUCCUUGUCGCGUCAUUGAAAACCAGUGGCUACAUCAUCGUGAACUUGCGUGUGACCGAUCGUGUGGAUAA